Messenger RNA from Lolium perenne, 910 nucleotides. RefSeq names its product serine/threonine-protein phosphatase 7 long form homolog. The record is from RefSeq and is a predicted model, not a curated record. Gene Ontology annotation, biological process: meristem maintenance; meristem development. NCBI's taxonomy places the organism in Eukaryota, Viridiplantae, Streptophyta, Magnoliopsida, Poales, Poaceae.
UGGCCAGUCCAUCAUAGCGGCCACAUCGCAGCGUUCCAACAGUGUUUGGAAGCGGCACGGAAUGCUGGCCCUGAGCAGAUUGUGCCUCACAACUUGGCCGCUUUCAACAACUACCUCGAGUGGUUCCAUGAGAACACGCGUAUCGAGUUAGUUAAGCACGCGUAUCCUGAGGAGAUCUUGGACGACCCCAUCCAGUUCAAUGAGGUUGGGCAAAGCCAGCACGACACCUUUGCUCGCAGAGGGAGAUCGACUUCUAUUGCUUCCGAGCUGAACUUCGUGCGGAAGGAGAUCGAAAAAACAGCUGAGGAGUGCGAGGUUAUGUGGGAGCAGAGCGGGACAGAUGACAAGCCUGUCGGACCGUUGCGGUAUUUCAUUAAGAACACUGCACGAAAGAUGCGGCGGUUAGCCAGCUUGCUAGGUUGCCGGGAAGCCGAAAUCGCUACAUCUUCCUCUUCAGAAGAGCGGGAGAUUCCUGAGGACGAGCUAAUUCUGAGUCAAGCCAUACUUCCAAAGCGUACCUCGAAGCAAGCCCCACGGUCAGCUUACCAGUUGAAGCCAAGGGGCAAGGGUCCAAACCGGUACACUCCGGAAGAUUAUGUCAACCGAGGAAAGAAGGUUGUCACUGAGGAGGAUGAGGGGCCGCGGCGGAGAUCAGCUUUGUCGAGGAUGAGGAACGACGAGCCGUUCUCUUCAGAGGAAGAGGAGGAUGAGGAGGAGGAGGAGGAGGAGGAGCAGGAGCAGCAGGAGCAGCAGCAGGAGCAGCAGCAGGAGCAGCCACGGCAGCGGACGAAGAGGAUGGCCAUCCGGAAGCAGCCCGCGAGGACGGCACGUCGAGGACGCUACUAGGAUGUGCUACGUGUUGUUGUGAACUCUAUAUUCAUAAGUAUCGAUUUGUGAACCCUAUGUCAUU